ACCGAGACACCGAGUACUAGCCCCCAAGUAUGGUUUGCGGUCAUACUUGAACCAAGCUUGUAGGCUAUGGCUUCCCUCUCUUCUCUCUUCCUUGCGUCGGCUUUCCUCCUUGCUGGCUCAGCCUUCUUCUACCGCUACGACGCCGGAAGCGGCAACAAGACUAGCGGCACAACUACCACGCACCUCCACUUUUACAUGCACGACGACUACACAGGCCCACGCCCCACCGCGAUGCGCGUCGUGUCCGGCCGGGCCGUAUCCACCGGCGACAACGCCACGGCGCUGAAGACCGCGCCGCGGCACUUCGGCGACAUCGUGGUGCUCAACAACGCGCUGACGGUGGGGCCCAGCGGCGGCAGCGCGCGGGUGGGCACGGCGCAGGGCUGGGCCGUCCGCGUGUCGGAGGGCGGCAUCGUGUCGGACCUGACGCUGCACCUGGUCCUCGAGGCCUGCGAGCACCACGGCAGCUCGCUGAUGGCGAGGGGCCGCAUCGACAUGGACGCGACGGUGCGGGAGUCGGUCCUCAUCGGCGGAACCGGCCGGUUCCGGUACGCGCGGGGCUACAUGCUCACCAAGAACUACGACUACAGCCUCGCCACCGGGGGCGUCGUUGAGAUCGACGUCUACGUGCAGCACGACUAGCUGGGCGCCAUGCCCGUCAGCGCGAUUUCCCGUGUUACCUGUAAUUGCUCUUAUAUUUUUGGUGCCUUCGUAUUUUUUGACGCCGCAUGCCCGUAUGGCCGCAUAUGCUCCAGUACUGGUGUGCAAGUGGUGUGUGGUAGCGCGUGCUUUCGCGUGUUAAUUUGUUUGGCAAAUAAUAAACCCUGUAAUAUGUAUCAAUAACGGAAGGAGCGUCUUAAGAGUUACGGAUUUGCUA
Messenger RNA from Triticum aestivum (bread wheat), 877 nucleotides. Its product is annotated as dirigent protein 1. The transcript has a single exon. The coding region runs from base 67 to 642 and encodes 191 amino acids. The record is from RefSeq and is a predicted model, not a curated record. Lineage: Eukaryota; Viridiplantae; Streptophyta; Magnoliopsida; Poales; Poaceae.